AUGGAUGCAUUCCUCGAGUACAACAAUGUUGUGCAGGAAGAUAUGGGAUUUUUGAACAACGGUCGGAUCCGACUAGCUGAUGGGCAAAUCACUUUUAAGAAUACGAAAACUGGCAAAGUCCAGACAAUUGAUGCUUCUGAAAUAAAAAAGAUAACAUGGAUGCGGUUGGCUAACAAGCCGGGUAUCAAAGUCUCUCUGAAAAAUGGCAUCGGCUAUCGGUUUGGUGGAUUUUCGGAAAAGGAGCUUGAAAAGAUAAAGGCAUUUGCAUCGAGAAAUUGGGAGCAGGAGCUGCUUCCUGUCGAACAGUCUAUAAAAGGAUGGAAUUAUGGAAAGGCGGAAUUUGAAGGUCAGUUACUGGAAUUUGUUGUUGAUGGAAAACCAUGUUUUGAAAUUCCACUGAGUAAUGUCAGUAAUUGUACUGCCGGAAAAAGCGAAACUGUCCUUGAAUUUCACCAGAAUGAGGACUGCGCAGUUUCUUUGAUGGAAAUGCGUUUCCAUAUACCAACUGAUCCUGAUGCAGAUGAGGAUGCAGAUCCUGUUGAGUGGGAACAUAAGUGUUCUGCUUCUUAUAUUUGUUUCCAGGAGUUUCGCCGUUCCGUUAUGGAGUUUGCAGGCAUCGAGACUGAAACUGACCAACCUGUUGCAACUUUGCUACAAAUUUUGUGUACUACUCCUCGCGGUCGUUAUGACAUCAAAGUAUAUCAGAAUCAUUUAUCGUUACACGGUAAAACUUACGAUUACAAGAUUCCUAUUAAAACCAUUAUGCGCCUCUUCUUAUUACCACACAAGGAUGGCCGUCAUAUGUAUUUUGUUAUCAGCCUCAAUCCUCCGAUUAGGCAAGGUCAGACUCGCUACCACUUUCUGGUUUUGGAGUUUACUAAGGACGAAGAAAUAGAACUUGAUUUAGGGCUAACAGAGCAGCAGUUGAAAGAACAGUAUAAAGGGAAACUUGAAAAAAGGUUGAGUGGGACUGUUUUUGAAGUAGUUUCAAAAAUUUUCCGGGUUAUUGUUGAUAUGAAAAUUACUGUGCCAGGGACUUUCAUUGGUCAUUCGGGCACUCCAGCAGUAAUGUGUGCUCACAAGCAAGCUUCCGGUUUCUUAUAUCCCUUGGAAAAGGGUUUUGUUUAUGUUCAUAAACCACCAAUGUACAUAAGGUUUGAAGAAAUAAGCACCGUCAACUUUGCCCGCUCAGAUGUUUCUACUCGGUCCUUUGAUUUUGAGAUAGAGCUCAAAGGUGGCAGUACACUGGUAUUUAACAGUGUAGAGAAGGAGGAGUAUAAUCGGCUUUUUGACUUCGCUACCAACAAACGCUUGCGGAUAAGGAAUGCAAAACGACUGGAUAAGGUAAAUUAUGCAGAAGAUAAAUUUGCUGGUAGUGAUGACGAAAUAGAUCCUUACAAGGAAACUGUUGUCCAAGAAGGCAAAGAUAAGGAAGCUGCGGAGGAAAGUGAGGAGACUGACAGUGAGGACGAAGAUUACGAUGUUGAGGCAGAUACGAGGAAAAGAAAAGCCAAAGAGGGUUCUUCGGAGGGGUCGGAACCAGAUGAAGAAUACGAUAGCAGUGAGGCUUCAGAAGUCUCAGGUUCUGAUAAUGAGGAGUCCAGUAAGAAGAAGGAGAAAAAAUUGAAAGAACCAAAACCUAAAAGGCCUAAGAAGGAAAAGAGCGAAAAAGUAGAUAAGGGAGGCGGUAAAAAGGAAAAAAAGAAGAAAGACCCAAACGCUCCUAAGAAGCCACAAACUGCUUAUUUCCUAUGGUUUCGUGACAAUCAUGCUGCGUUGAAAAAAGAAGGCGGAACUGCUUCUGAAGUUGCUCAAAGAGGCGGAAAGCUUUGGCGUGAAUUGGAUGAAGAGACUAAACAGAAGUAUGAGAAGAAAGCUGCGGAAGACCGAGAACGCUAUGCGAAAGAAAUGAAGGAGUAUAAAGAGGCUGGUGGUGGCAUGGAAGCUUUCAGCUCUGAAAAACACUCUCCAACAAAGACACCUGUAAAAGCAAAAUCUAAAGAAUAUAUUUCUGACGAUGAAAGUAGCAGCGGCCUGUCUGAUGACAAACCGCUGAAAAAACUGAAGAGUGAAGUGAAAAAUGAUGACGCUGAUUCAGAUGAGGAUUAA
Messenger RNA from Enterobius vermicularis (human pinworm), 2109 nucleotides. NCBI's taxonomy places the organism in Eukaryota, Metazoa, Nematoda, Chromadorea, Rhabditida, Oxyuridae. The record is from the annotation of a GenBank genome assembly.